Molecule: messenger RNA, 666 nt
Organism: Staurois parvus
Lineage: Eukaryota; Metazoa; Chordata; Amphibia; Anura; Ranidae
Source: the annotation of a GenBank genome assembly
UCCCCGGACCCUACAUUCACUAUAUCUGGUCUCUCCGGACCCUGCAUUCACUACAUCUGGUCUCUCCGGACCCUGCAUUCACUAUAUCUGGUCUCCCCGGACCCUGCAUUCACUAUAUCUGGUCUCCCUGGACCCUACAUUCACUAUAUCUGGUCUCCCCGGACCCUGCAUUCACUAUAUCUGGUCUCCCCGGACCCUGCAUUCACUACAUCUGGUCUCCCAGGACCCUACAUUCAUUAUAUCUGGUCUCCCACAGUACACACAACAUGGAAAUGCAAUUAUUUUAGUAAAUAUAAACUGCUAAAUACCUUUUCUCAUCAGCAGUUAGAGCAGGCUUGUGACAUCUAUCAGUGUCCAGCAGAGCACAGCUGACAGUGCGUGCCACCUGUUAGUGCCCAUCAAUGCCACAUACCAGUGCCCAUCAGUGCAGAUCAGUGCCUACCAGUGCAUACCAAUGCCACAUAUCAGUUCCCAUCAGAGCUGCCUAACAGUGUCAACUAUCAGUCAGUCAGUCAGUGCCCCCUAUCAGUGGCAGUCAGUGAUGCCUAUCAGUGCUGCCAAUCGUUGCCAGUCAGUGCCGCCUAUCAGUGCUGCCUAACAGUUCCAAUCAGUGCCACCUAUCAGUGCCAGUCAGUGCGGCCUAUCAGUGUCACCUGUCAGUGCCAU